UUGGCUAUCGCAAGGUUUUCGCCUUUUAUCAUUUCUACUCAGAGAUGUAUUCUCUAAUGGCGAUUCGGUGCGCGCGUACCCAGAAGAUCGUCACAGGUGGUUCUCUGCUUCAGGUACGCUCUUCUCUCCCCCAUCCAUCCUCUCGAUUCGCCUCCAGUACCGAAACAUUUGCCGUGAACUCAACCUCGAGCAAAAGGCUGAGCACAUCCGCCGCCACGAGUGAUUAUGACCGGAAUCCUCACUCCGUCUCAUCAUAUCCUCCACCGCAACGGCAGAAUCCAUCUCCGGGUUUCGAUUCUCAGCGUUUCCAAAAUCAAACAAACACUGAGCAGAGACCUCCGCAGAAUCAGAGGUAUAACCCUAAUCAAAGGAAUCUCCAGAAUCCUUCUCAACACGGUGGUUACAGGCCUCAUCGCGGUGGAGCUGGUUACAAUCGGGUCAACUAUCAGAAUCAGAAUGUUCAGCAGAGCAAUGAGAUAAGCCCAACUGUUGAAGAAGUAGUGCGCUUGUGCAAGCUCAGGAGAUACAAAGAUGCUAUUGAGUUGCUUGAUAAGGGAGCACUGCCUGACAAAGACUGUUUCUCUUUACUGUUCGAGUCUUGUGCCAAUCUGAAAUCUCUUGAGCAUUCCAAGAAGGUACACGAUCAUUUCCUGCGGUCUAUCUUUAGAAGUGAUCCGAAGCUGAACAAUGUGGUGAUUAGUAUGUUCGGUGAGUGUGGUAGUGUCACUGAUGCUAAGAGAGUGUUUGAUCACAUGGCUGACAAAGAUAUGGAUUCUUGGCAUGUGAUGAUGCGUGUGUAUAGUUACAACGGAAUGGGAGAUGAUGCCUUACAGUUGUUUGAGGAGAUGACGAAACAAGGAUUAAAACCUAAUGAGGAUACGUUCAUUACUGUCUUCUUGGCUUGUGCUACUGUUGGUGGGAUAAAGGAAGCGUUUUUGCAUUUUGAUUCGAUGAAGAACGAGUUUGGGAUUAGCCCCAGGACAGAACAUUACUUGGGUGUUUUGGAUGUUCUUGGAAACUGUGGGCAUCUUGUUGAGGCACAGCAGUAUAUCCGCGACCUUCCUUUUGAAGCGACUUCCGAUUUCUGGGAAGCAAUGAGGAACUAUGGUAAGCUUCAUGGAGAUAUCGAUUUAGAGGAUUACGCAGAGGAGUUGAUGGUUGAUCUUGAUCCUUCCAAGGCUGUAACCAACAAGAUUCCUACCCCUCCGCCCAAAUCAUUCAGGGAAACGAGUAUGCUUGCUAGUAAGAGUAGGAUUCUUGAGUUUCAGAAUAGGACUUUUUACAAGGAUGAAGCCAAGGAGAUGGCUGCAAAGAAAGGAGCGGUUUAUGUUCCAGACACUCGCUGUGUUCUGCAUGAUAUUGAUGAAGAGGCUAAAGAACAGGCACUACUCUACCACAGUGAGAGGUUAGCGAUUGCUUAUGGUAUCAUAUGCACCCCACCUCGCAAGUCCCUCACAAUCAUCAAGAAUCUCCGCGUGUGUAAUGACUGUCACAACUUUAUCAAGAUCAUGUCCAAAAUCAUUGGUAGAACUUUGAUUGUGAGAGACAACAAACGUUUCCAUCACUUCAGUGAUGGCAAAUGUUCUUGUGGCGAUUACUGGUAGAGCUCACAGGUUCUUACGUGGCGUUUUGGCAUCAUGUAUAGCGCUCCCAAGUCUCCAGACUCUGCUCGAGGUUGAGAAUUGAAAUAAUAUUUGCUAUGAUGUAACAAAUUUCGUUUACCUUAGACCUUUUUACAUGAUGUAUUAAGUUCCUGUUUUUCGUAUUAUGGGAGAACAUUGGAGUCUGGAAAUGUCGGUUUAGAGUUGCAAGAAUUCAUGUUUUAAAAAAACUUAGAUUGUAUAAAUAACGAACUUGAGUUACAUCUCACACAGAGAUAAAAGAAAGAUCUUUU
Eruca vesicaria subsp. sativa (arugula) is the source of this 1894-nucleotide messenger RNA. The record is from the annotation of a GenBank genome assembly. NCBI's taxonomy places the organism in Eukaryota, Viridiplantae, Streptophyta, Magnoliopsida, Brassicales, Brassicaceae.